GCGGGAGGGACCCGGCUUUCAGAAUCCGCUGGAAAGAACUUGCGCUUCAGGGUAACUCCCGCAUUUUGCCGCUUACGGGAUCUGCACCUUUAAACGUACUCCGUCCCAAAUCGAACCCUGGAGGCACCACCCACAUCCGUCUAACAUCACUUCCUCCAGGGUUUCGGGGAAAAGAAUCUGGGAAAGCCAGGGGUUGGCCUGAAGCGUGCUCGCGGGGCGGCGCGGACCUGCCGCUGGGACUCGGACCUUGCUGCUCUCCGCCGUGCGGCCCAGCGCCCCUGCCACCAUGGAGCUGCGGUCUGGGCUCGGGACCACCUGUUUGCUAGGCUUCAGCCUCCUGCUCCUCGCCGCCUCCUCUGAUGGACACAUUGGGCUUGGAAAGGGUUUUGGCGAUCACAUCCACUGGAGGACGCUAGAAGAUGGGAAGAGAGAAGCAGCUGCCAGUGGAUUGCCCCUGAUGGUGAUUAUCCAUAAAUCCUGGUGUGGCGCUUGCAAAGCUUUAAAGCCAAAAUUUGCAGAAUCUACAGAAAUUUCAGAACUUGCCCAUAAUUUUGUUAUGGUAAAUCUUGAGGAUGAAGAAGAGCCCAAGGAUGAAGAUUUCAGCCCUGAUGGGGGUUAUAUUCCACGGAUCCUUUUCCUGGAUCCCAGUGGCAGGGUGCGUCCAGAAAUCAUCAAUGAGAACGGAAAUCCCAGCUACAAGUAUUUCUACAUCAGUGCUGAGCAAGUUGUUCAGGGGAUGAAGGAAGCUCAGGAGAGGCUGACGGGUGAUGCUUUCAGAGAGAAACAUCUUGGAGAUGAAUUGUAAUGUGAAUGUAUCCCUUUCAUCAACACUAGUAUUCUGGAAGGAAAGCAGCAGGAACAGUAAUCUUGAGGAAAUGCCCUCAACGCGGUCGGAAAACCUUAUUCUACCUACACUGGAAGGAGGUCUCUCACUGUGGGGAAGUUCUGCUCACAAGCUGGUCCCCAUGUUUGUGAGGUAGCCAGUACAACGGACUUCCCUCUGCCCUCUCGUUCCCAAAUGCCAUUUUGUCAUUGAAUGUAAAGAAUGAACCCUUUUGGCACACAUCUUAAGCCCUAAGAGUCACGCGGAGGUUUAUUCUUCACACUUAAGUAUUUGAAUUUAAUUCUUUCCCCCCAUUUCCUCCCACUUCACCUUCAUGGUUAAAGGAGGCCAGUAACGUCUUUUUUAAAAUGUAAAAAUUGUUGACAUAGCUUAUUAACUUUUAAAAAUAACAAGUGGUCAACAUGAAUCAGUAAUCCAGCCCUCUACUGAGGAUAGCGGCCUGUUGCUUCCUUCUGGGGCCACUCUUGGGCAUCUUGCUGAAUUCCUGUGACAUCCUUCCUCUUCACCUGCUUGGCCUUCCCGGCUGGCAGGAAUGACUGUGUGGUGUGCUCGGCCUCAGCCCCACUGGAAGUGUGCAUCCCCCUUGUUCCUGCUGGAGAAACGCAAACCUCAGUGGGGCCAUUUUUUGUCAAGUCAUCACCUGUAUUUUUGUACCAGGGUUAACAAGUGGGGGGAGGGGAAAUCGGUUGUUCCAUUAAACUUUAAUAAAACUUUAAAAGGA
This is a messenger RNA of Echinops telfairi (small Madagascar hedgehog), 1565 nucleotides long. It is a transcript of the gene TXNDC12, whose product is annotated as thioredoxin domain containing 12. The transcript has 7 exons. Gene Ontology annotation, cellular component: endoplasmic reticulum. Lineage: Eukaryota; Metazoa; Chordata; Mammalia; Afrosoricida; Tenrecidae. The coding region runs from base 287 to 805 and encodes 172 amino acids. The record is from RefSeq and is a predicted model, not a curated record.